ACUGACAUUGAAACAUUAUAUUAUAAAAUGCCAUUGCAAACAAAGGAUUAAAUGUGUUCCAUUACAAUCUAUCGCAUCACGAAUGGCAACCCAGGAAUGGGCCAUGACAUAUUCCAUAAUUAUUUUCCAUGCAUCUGAAAAAUACUUCGUACAUCACUAAUCUUUUACAAGUGGGUAUUUGGUCAACAUAUUAAAGUAGUGCAUUAGAGCAUCUCCAUUGGUGGUGGCAGAUUCAAAAUAUUGGUUGUCAGCCUGCAUAAACAUAAAGAACUCCAUAAAUUUACUACCAAGUUUAAAGUCAAUAAUAUCACCUCAUAUAAAUUUCACAACCAAGUAUAAAUGCCUUGAAGAAUAGAGAAAUUUCCGGACAAAUACUUCAUUCCCAUGCGUAAUGUACAUUUCUCUCAGUGUAAAGUUAAUUGAUCACGCAAGAGAUUUGCAUGUUAAUUGAUUAGGCAACAAGAAGAAUUCACAUCAUGAUAAUUUUAAUUCAUACAGUGAGCAAGUUAACUGAGAUAGCAUUCUUGAUGGGCUCUCACAAACAUUUGGGUUGCUGAAUCCAUUAGCCAACCCAAUCAAAUUACUGAAUGCCAAGCCAGUUCACUUGAUCACAAGGGAGCAAGUGUCUGUUUCCUAUACUUUUUUACCUUUUCAAAAUAAACAGGCUAAAGUAUCUGAAAUGGAUAUAGUUGUGGUUUAGUGAAAUAUUGUAAAAUCUAUUUUUAAAGAAAAUAAAGAAAAUAAACUCAAAAUUUUCUAAUUAAAUCAAAUUAAAAACAUUUCUCAUUACCAGAAUGUCAUAGAACAGUUUGGUCAGCCAAUGUUUAGUGAAAAAAGAGGCCUUGAUUAGCCAAACUAAAGCCUACCAAAUAGGAGCUCCAUUUUCAGUUGGUUUACCUCAACCUGUCUUUGCAAGGACUGAACAUAGCAUGAGAGCUUUUCGGUUACCUGCUUGUGAAUUUGUCUACCCUUCAUCAAAAUUAAAUAUACGGCAUGCUAGCAUGAGAGCUUUUCGCUUACAUGUUUCGUCCAGCAAGCAUGCUACAACUUUUUUCCCAAGUGGGAUCAAUCAAGAGCGUUUGGCACCACAUUGCAUCAGAGUCCAUCAUUGGUUGAGAUGCCCAAGGCAGAAAAAUUAGAUGGGCAUGUUAUAAGCCAGUAUCUUUAUCAUUCAUCAGUUGCUCAAGUAUUUGGUCUCCAACUAAGCCCUUCAUCUCAGUUUACACCAGUUCAAAAUCAUUGACUAUCAUCUACAAGUUCUUUGCAAAAAGUUUGUUCGUCAUCCCUAGGUUGUUUCUGUUGAAAUUGGUGAGAUUAUCUCAUCUCUUUUCAGAAAUAAUACUCAGGUAAGAUUAUCUCUAGCAAACAUAUGGUUUCUAAAAGUAGAAAAGAAAUGAAACUUUUCAGAUGUU
Cuscuta campestris is the source of this 1412-nucleotide messenger RNA. The record is from the annotation of a GenBank genome assembly. Lineage: Eukaryota; Viridiplantae; Streptophyta; Magnoliopsida; Solanales; Convolvulaceae.